Pyrenophora tritici-repentis Pt-1C-BFP is the source of this 876-nucleotide messenger RNA. The record is from RefSeq and is a predicted model, not a curated record. NCBI's taxonomy places the organism in Eukaryota, Fungi, Ascomycota, Dothideomycetes, Pleosporales, Pleosporaceae.
AUGGCUACCUUUCAACUCAUUUGGUGGUACUGUGUCAGCACCGUGGUGCUGGCUGCCACUCCAGCAUACCAAAGACCACAGAUUUACCAAAGACCCCAUAAGAUAUCCAUGCGGGCAUGGAGCAACAGUUCUUCUUUGCAUACAUCCUUCAGCACUUCGUUACCACAUGCAUCGCGUACAACUGCCGAGAUCGCCAAUCCUACAUCACAUCUGCCAUGGAAUCUAACCUCACUAUGGGGUUGGAAUACCACACAUACCUUGCAGCCUACAGGAGCCACAGAUAUAUCAUACCCUACAGGAACCACACCAGUGCCCCAUCCUACGGCAAUUGUCACUGUCGGCGAAGCAGGAAAGCUUGUGUUCUCACCGUCAUCCUUGAAUGCUACCAUUGGUUCAGUCAUUGUUUUCGACUUCCUUGGGCUCAACCAUACUUUGACACAGAGUGAACUCUGGGAUCCAUGCCGAAGUAACCAAUUAUUUGACUCUGGGUUUCACCAGUUUAAUCCAACAAACACGAGCGGGAAGUUUGUGGUGGAGUUCAAGGUUGUCGAUCAAGAUCCUAAAUGGUUCUUCUGCGCUCAGACGGUCAAGCGGUCUCAUUGUCAAGCCGGCAUGGUCUUUAGUCUGAACCCCCAUGGAUCGCAUGCUCAAUUUCUUCACAAUGCUUUGGCAGGUAUUGAAACCCAGCCAUCUAACGCAUGCGAACUACCGAGUGUAGACCUCACCCCCAGUCACACAAUUACACAUGCCGCUACUGGUACGUUGUCCGCAAAUGCCAGUACCAGUUCCGUAGCAGUCUCCCCGCCAAUAGUCAAUUCAGCGAGUGUAAAGGCAAUGUGGCAGGUAGGAUACUUGAUAGCUCUUGCCCUUCUGUAG